UUUAUCAAUAAUGAAAAAUAUAAUUAUCUCUUAUCGAGAGAUUACAAAAUAUUUUAUGUUAAAUUAAAUAUUUACUAGUUUAUUAAUAAAAUUUUCAAACUGCUAAUGGAUAAAGGAAAAAAGUGUGAUAACAAAAGUCCUAUUUCAGGGGAUCCAGAAGUAACUGCUGUAUCUCGAUCAGGACGUAUUAUUAAAAAAUCUACAAAACUACUUGAUUUUGAAUCAUCAGACUUGAAUGAAGAGAAGAAAACGCCUAGACAAAAUAUUAAACGCCAGUUAACUUCCCAAGAAUCACAUGAUCAGUUUAUUGAUGAUGAUAAUACAAUGGAGUUUUUAGAAGAUCAACCAACUGAUAGUAGUGAAUGGACUGUGGACACUAAAGUGUAUGAAUGCAAUGAACCAAGUGGAACUUCUGUUUCCAUAGGAGAACAUAAUCAAUUUAUGUAUGCAUUAAAAAAUUUAAAUAUGAAAGAACCUGGGUUUGUUGCAUAUGCUCUAUGGGCAAAAGAAGUUCGUAAAACAUUAAUGAAUGCUUAUCCCAAUUACAGUAAUUUUCAAAUUAAUCAGCAGUUACGAGAUAUGUGGAAAUCUGUUCCAACUGAAGACAAAAGUCGUUGGGUGCGUAAAGCAAAGCGAAUUUUAGAACAUGAAGGUAUAAUUGUUGAAAACUCUAAUAAUUCUAAAGUUGAAGUUAAGAAAAAAGAUGUAAAUACUUCCGAUAGUCUUAUUGAGAUGAAGAAUAAAAAUAAAAUAGAUUCUUUAAAACCAACUCAACCUAUUGAUGUCGCUGCUCAUUUAGCGUUACUUGGUGAAUCAUUAGGUAUCAUUGGUCAACGUUUAAAAGAGCAUCAAGGACAAAUAGCUGUAAAUGGAAGUGUUUCGGUACUUCUUGAUUCAUUGUUAUGUGCUUUGGGUCCUCUGCUUUGUCUUACUCAGCAAGUAAAAGAAAUAAAUGUAAAUUCACAAGAUACUAUGUCAAAAAUAAUGGAUGACAUUGCUUACAUAAUGCCAGGAUUAUAAAAUGAGUUUUUAAACCAUGAAAUAGAUAAAAAAAAGUUGAACAUUUCCCCUAUUUACAUAUUAAAUUCAAAAUUUAAUUGUGAUGUUUUAUGUUAUAUUUAAUUAUAUGUGUAUAUAUUAAAUUCAAUACAAAAUUCAAGUUAUUUUUAUUCAAGUCUACUUAAUACUGUAGAUUGUAAUUUAUGUAAUAUGUGUAGCAAUACUGAAUUAUUUAUAUUGAAGUUAUAUUUUAUAUUGUUUAGCAAAAUAAAAAUUAUUCAUUGUGACUUAUUCGAACAAUAAUUUGUAA
Molecule: messenger RNA, 1309 nt
Organism: Daktulosphaira vitifoliae (grape phylloxera)
Lineage: Eukaryota; Metazoa; Arthropoda; Insecta; Hemiptera; Phylloxeridae
Product: HMG box-containing protein 4
Exons: 10
Coding region: 106-1020 (304 amino acids)
Source: RefSeq, a predicted model, not a curated record